Molecule: messenger RNA, 1215 nt
Organism: Meriones unguiculatus (Mongolian gerbil)
Lineage: Eukaryota; Metazoa; Chordata; Mammalia; Rodentia; Muridae
Product: zinc finger protein 431-like
Exons: 3
Biological process (GO): regulation of cytokine production; negative regulation of transcription by RNA polymerase II; regulation of immune system process
Source: RefSeq, a predicted model, not a curated record
UUCAAUGAUGUGCAUGUGAAAUUCAGCCAAGAAGAGUGGGCCUUGCUGGAACCUUCCCAGAAGCAACUCUACAAAGAUGUGAUGCUAGAGACCUGUGAAAACCUCACUGCUAUAGGCUACAAUUGGGAUGACCAUAAUAUUGAAGAACAUUUUCAAAGUUCUAUAAGUAAUAAAAGGCAUGAAAGCAGUCAUACUGGAGAGAAACCCUUUAAAUGCACUCUAUGUGGGAAAACCUUCCCCUAUAUCACUGUUCUUAUAUGGCAUAAAAGAACACACACUGGAGAGAAGCCUUACAAAUGUAAUCAAUGUGGUAAAGCUUUUGCAAAAAACAGUCAUCUCAUGAGCCAUAAAAGAACACACACUGGAGAGAAACCUUAUGAAUGUAAUGAGUGUGGCAAAGCCUUUGCAGAAAACAGUACUCUCUUAAGCCAUAAAAGAACACAUACUGGAGAGAAACCUUAUGAACGUAACCAGUGUGGUAAAGCCUUUGCACAAAACAGUCAUCUCAUAAGCCAUAAAAGAACACACACUGGAGAGAAACCUUAUGAAUGUAAUGAGUGUGGUAAAGCCUUUGCAAAAAACAGUCAUCUCAUGAGCCAUAAAAGAACACACACUGGAGAGAAACCUCAUGAAUGUAAUGAGUGUGGCAAAGCCUUUGCAGAAAACAGUACUCUCUUAAUCCAUAAAAGAACACACACUGGAGAGAAACCUUAUGAAUGUAACCAGUGUGGUAAAUCCUUUGCAGAAAACAGUCAUCUCAUAAGACAUAAAAGAACACAUACUGGAGAGAAACCUUAUGAAUGUAAUGAGUGUGGCAAAGCCUUUGCAGAAAACAGUACUCUCUUAAGCCAUAAAAGAACACACACUGGAGAGAAACCUUAUGAAUGUAAUGAGUGUGGCAAAGCCUUUGCAGAAAACAGUACUCUCUUAAGCCAUAAAAGAACACACACUGGAGAGAAACCUUAUGAAUGUAACCAGUGUGGUAAAGCCUUUGCACAAAACAGUACUCUCUUAAUCCAUAAAAGAACACACACUGGAGAGAAACCUUAUGAAUGUAAUGAGUGUGGUAAAGCCUUUGCAAAAAACAGUCAUCUCAUGAGCCAUAAAAGAACACACACUGGAGAGAAACCUUAUGAAUGUAAUGAGUGUGGCAAAGCCUUUGCAGAAAACAGUCAUCUCAUAAGACAUAAAAGAACACAUACUGGAAAGAAACCU